Messenger RNA from Caenorhabditis remanei, 2145 nucleotides. RefSeq lists its product as uncharacterized. The transcript has 12 exons. Gene Ontology annotation, cellular component: mitochondrion. Lineage: Eukaryota; Metazoa; Nematoda; Chromadorea; Rhabditida; Rhabditidae. The record is from RefSeq and is a predicted model, not a curated record. Gene Ontology annotation, biological process: ubiquinone biosynthetic process; regulation of G protein-coupled receptor signaling pathway. Bases 1 to 2145 code for a protein of 714 amino acids.
AUGUUCAUUAGGUUACUGGUACGUAGAACAAGAAAUGUUCCGUUCACUUUUGAAGCACGAAAGUUUUCUUCGAAGCCGAAGCUUGCCAUCGUAGGAUCUGGCCCCGCAGGAAUGUUUGCCUGCAAUGGUUUACUCCGUAAAAGCGACUUUUCUGUAGACGUUUUUGAGUAUUCGCCGGUACCGUUCGGGUUGGUCAGAUACGGUGUCGCACCUGAUCAUCAAGAAGUCAAAAAUGUUAUUAACUUGUUCGAUAAUAUGUUUGAAAAGAACAAGGAUCGAUUGAAAAUGUUCUGCAACGUAAACAUCGGUCGCGAUGUCACUUUUGACGAGUUAACUCAGGCCUAUGACGCUGUUCUUUUGGCUUACGGGUCAUACAAGACGAAAAAGCUCAAUAUCCCUGGAAGCGAGUCAAAGAAUGUGAUAUCUGGGUCUGAAUUUGUUGGUUGGUACAAUGGCCUUCCAAAUGCAUCAACUCCUAAUUUAUCUACAUCUAAUGUCGUAGUAGUGGGAAAUGGAAACGUGGCUCUCGAUUGUGCUCGCGUCCUAUCUACUGCUUCUUCUGGUUCAUUAAGAAUUAGUGAUAUUCCUGAUGAUAGGUUGGCUGCUUUGGAAAAAUCAAUUAUCAAAGAUAUCAAGAUUCUAGGAAGAAGAGGCCCAGAAAACGUGUCAUUCACAAUCAAAGAGCUUCGGGAGCAGUUCAAAAUUGAAGAAUGGGACAGCAAAUUGGAAAUAUCCGAAGAAGAUCAGAAGAAUUUGAUUGAAAGUUUGCCAAAGUUGGAGAGAAAGAAGAAGCGUUUGACUGAGGUUCUUGUCAAAAAUAUAGGCGUUGCAAGUGGACCGAAGCAAUGCCAUUUCAUGUUUCAUCGUACUCCAAAUGAAGUGAUUGCCGACUCGGAUGGAAAUGUUCAAGAAUUGAUUGUUGAAAAUACGGAAACCGGAAAAACGGAGAAACUUCCAUGUGGACUGCUCAUUUAUUCCAUCGGGUUCGACACACUUGUUUUGGACGGAGUUCCACAAAAUGAAAAGAAAAUGAUUGACAUGAAAGAUCACUGCCGAGUCAACAUGGGCUCUGCAUCUGGCGCUCAAGUAUAUGCGACAGGCAAGUUCGGUGCAUUCAACACAUCAUUAUUAUAUAGAUUUUCAGGAUGGUGUGCUCAUGGCCCACAUGGAGUUAUUGUGGAUACCCAGCAACAAUCGAUCUUCGUGGCGGAUCAAAUCGCUUCAGACUUUGCACACAAAAUGAAAAGUGUUGCUUCUGGAGUUGAAUUGAUAUUGAAAGAAAAGAAAGUUCCAUUUAUUUCGUGGGAUGCCUGGAAAUUGAUUGAUCAACAAGAACGAAACCAAGGAAAACUAACGGGCAAAACAAUGAAUUUGGAAUCUCGAAUUCUCGACGGGAAGCCUGUAGGAUACUGUAGUAGUUCUGAAGGAGAAGAAGAUGAUUUCAAAGUUGUUAACGAUGAAGACGAACACCAAGCAAAUGUAAUGAAACGAAUGGGGCCGUCAUCCAACACUGGAGCAAAGGGAGUGCUCAAUGAGUUCAAAGCUUUUCGUGAGCAGACAAGAUUAGCAUACGAGUCGAGGAAUCAAAAACUAAUCGAACAAGCGAAAAAAGGAAUGAUGGUUGGAAGUAAGGAAGAACGAGAAAAAGCUCAAAAGGAAGAUGCUGAAGAUGAAGAAGAUUUUGAGAUGACUCUUGAGGGAUUGAAAGCGAAACGUUUGAGAGAAAUGAGAAAAAUCGCAGCAAAUCGAGUGAUUGAAAUGACAGAUAAGAAGCAGUACUCAGACGCAGUCGAUGGAAGUUCCGAAUACCUUCUAUGUGUACUAAUCUAUGAACCCGAUUCAGAAGAUUGCGAGUACUUGACCAGAAUCAUCAAAAUUUUAGCCGCAGACCAUUCAAAAACAAAAUUCGUUCGUGCUACCAGCACACUUCUUGAAAUGAGUAUUGCCUUUAAAACGAACGGUGUUCCGUGUCUCCAGUUUUACUCUCAUGGAAAUCUGAUCGGAAACUUCGUUAAAGUUUCCUCAAUUCUUGGACAAGACUAUGAUACCAAGAAGCUUACAAAGUUUUUAAGAGGGCAUCAUAUCAACCUUGUUGCUGGAGGAUACGCAACAGAUUCUGAAAUCGAAACCGAAGAAGACGAUUGA